Molecule: messenger RNA, 1379 nt
Organism: Contarinia nasturtii (swede midge)
Lineage: Eukaryota; Metazoa; Arthropoda; Insecta; Diptera; Cecidomyiidae
Product: tetratricopeptide repeat protein 25
Exons: 3
Coding region: 514-1284 (256 amino acids)
Cellular component (GO): cytoplasm
Molecular function (GO): protein binding
Source: RefSeq, a predicted model, not a curated record
GCGUUCUCAGUAAAGCGUCGAUAUUGAACCGCGAUAGACGCAUUCUACUUCGUCUCCAGUCAGAAUAGUCGGGGUGCAUUAUGUGAAGUCGGUGUCGGCAAAGUUUUUCCGUUUGAAUUCGUGAUACGUUCGGUAUCGAAAGGUUUUUAAAUAAAAAACAAUAUAGUGUAGUUUGAAAGUUAUGCGAAAUUGAAGAUAUCGACAAAUUGCUAAAAGAAACUAUUUUAAUGGAAUUUUAUUGAACGGAAGUUUCAAUUGGAUAUCUAACAAGCAAAUUGGAUAUCGAACAAGAGUUUUAUUUCGUUGAUAUGUAUGGCAACGCAUCAAAAUUUACGUGCUAUAUGAUUGACAGAGAUAUUAAAGUUGUGUGUUUGCGUUUUACCGAUUGAUGAUGAAAGUAAAUUUCAUCAUUUAUACAACGAUUAUAUAGUGUGAUCAUUUCCACAUUAAUUGACUCAGUUGGCCUCGAUCAGCAAUUCUAAACAAAAGCAAAGAUUUUGAAAUUGCCAAAAAAUGGGACGAAAAAAAGUGAUUAAAGAUCCUCAAGAAGAGCUAGAAGCCGAAAGUAAGCUGCUUAUCGAUGAAGCGACCAAUUUAAUGAAAUUACACAACUAUACAAAAGCUCUGUCUAUAUAUCAGAAGGCACUUGAAUUGAAUCCAUCCGAUCAAAAUGCACUGGUUGCUCGAAGUAAAUGUUAUUUGUUGCUUGGCGAUCCAUCAAAAGGGCUUCAAGAUGCUGAAACCGCAUUAACCAAUGACAAAAACAAUAUACGAGCCAUUUAUCAGAAGGCUGAAGCCCUUUAUUUUCUCGGACAAUUUGAGUUGAGUUUAAUGUUUUUUCAUCGUGGUCUUCGUUUACGGCCAGAGUUGAAUAGCUUUCGUUUGGGUGUACAAAAGACGCAAGAAGCGAUUGAAAAAACGAUUGGUGGUUUUGAACGUCAAAAGAAACCGUCAUCAUCAAAAUCGAGUUCAAGAAAAAAAUCGAUGCCAACAAUACCAGAAGAGAGUCGACCAAAGACUGGCAUUAAAACAGCAAAUAAAGUGAGCUUAGAAAAGCGUGAGGCACGUAAAUUGCUUGGUGAACUAUGCGUUGAUAAAGAAUAUUUGGAGAGUCUGUUGAAAAAUCCAGACCUUAAACGGGCUGAUACUGGAACUGAACAGGUCUCAAAUCUGGUUAAUGAUGCCGUUCGCUUUUUAAAUUCACGACAAGAAUUUUGGCGACAACAAAGACCGUGUAACGCACUGCCGAAACAUAAGAAAAUUGACAUGAAAUGGAAUAAUUAAAUGAAUGCGCAUAAAAACAAACAAACGGGCAUAUUCGAAGCAUUUUUAAAUCAAAAUAUUUAUUAUCAGACAAUAGUCUACAACAGUUUUAGCUA